Messenger RNA from Solanum lycopersicum (tomato), 1365 nucleotides. Its product is annotated as receptor-like protein 56. Gene Ontology annotation, molecular function: protein binding. Lineage: Eukaryota; Viridiplantae; Streptophyta; Magnoliopsida; Solanales; Solanaceae. The record is from RefSeq and is a predicted model, not a curated record.
AUGUUAUCUUUGAGAAGCAACCGUUUGAAUGGUGGAAUUCCUGCGUCUUCUCAGAUUCAAGCAUCAAGUCUUCUGAUGCUUGAUGUAUCAGAUAAUUGCUUGGCCAGUACACUUCCCACUAACGUGCUCGCAUCAUUUCCAGACUUAUUCUAUCUUAACCUGUCGAAUAACGCCCUCGAAGGCACCCUUCCUUCAUCUUUUGACAAUCUGUUAAAGUUAGAGGUUCUAGACCUUUCUCACAACUUCCUACAGGGAAAACUUCCUCCAGCUUUAAGACAGAACCACACUUCAUUGGCACAUUUAGUUCUUUCAAACAACUACUUUCAUGGGGAGGUUAUGCCCCGAUUUUCAAAUAUGUCAAAUCUUGCAUACUUGCUUCUUCAAAAUGAUGGAUUUAUUGGAGUCCUCCCUGCUUCUAUGUUUAACCUUCCUGUUCUGAAGGUCAUGGACAUUAGUGGGAAUAAUUUAUCAGGGAAUGUUCCAGAUUAUUUUCCUCUCUUUCCACAUCUAGCCAUACUUAUCUUGGCAAGAAACCAGUUUCAUGGGAUUAUUCCAGUGUCUUUGUGCCAGAUGCAAAAGCUUCAUGUUUUGGACAUGUCAGCAAAUUUACUCUCUGGGGUUUUACCUUCUUGCCUCGGUAACAUAACCGCGUGGACGAAAGAAUCUCAAGUUCUACUCCCAGCCUUCAUGUGGUUGUCUCCUUCAUAUGCUAACUACAGGGUCAAAGUUCCUUUAACAACCAAGGGGAAUGAACUCUCUUAUGAAGGCAUUCCUCUUUCUCAAAUGACUAUACUUGAUCUAUCUAUGAACCAUUUCAAUAGUGAAAUUCCAUCACAACUAGGACAACUAGCAGCUCUCCGUUCAUUAAACCUCUCGCACAACGUCCUGUCUGGUCAUAUUCCGGAAUCUUUCAUGAACUUAAAGCAACUGGAGAGUUUGGAUCUUUCUUCUAACCAUCUCAUUGGAAAAAUCCCUCCUCAGAUGACUCGACUUGAUUCACUUUCAACUUUAAAUUUGGCUUUCAACCGUCUGUCAGGAAGAAUCCCAUUUGAACAUAAAUUUGUCACCUUUGAAGCAUCUAGUUAUAGAGGUAACAAGGAACUCUGUGGACCGCCACUGGAAAAUGAUUGUGUGUUCUUGAGCCCUCCUCAGCAGCAUGAAGAAGAAGAAAAAGAAGAAGAAGGCGAGAAGCAAGGAAUUGGUGAGAGUGACUUCUUUUUCUUCUCAUGCAUAGCUGUUGCUUAUGUUUUGGGAUUUUGGAGUGUCAUUGCUCCUCUUCUUCUUAGUAAGAACUGGCGCACGACAUAUUAUGCUAAGGUUCAUAGCUGCAUUGAACUGUGCAAGGAGAAACUUCAUCUGUCCUAA